GUAUUUUUAAGAAUAAUGGGUGACUUUUUCCUUCAUCCGCAGGCGCACCUCAAUCAAUUUCUUCUUCCCUUUUGGGCAUUGGGAAUCUCAAUCCCAUUUUUCUGCUAACUGAUUUGGGAGCGCCCACUCCCUGUUUCACCCGUUCUUAUGAGGGGCAGAUCGUCCGAGACGAGGUUCGUGCAGGAAUUGGUUCUCUACGCAGCCAGCGCCGCCUUGAGCUGCUUGGUUCUCUUCGUUGGCCUACGCCACCUCGAUCCCAACCGUGAGGCCUCCAAGAAGGCUCUUGAGCACAAGAAGGAGAUUGCCAAACGCUUGGGCCGCCCUCUCAUCCAGACUAACCCUUACGAGGAUGUGAUUGCCUGUGAUGUUAUAAACCCUGAUCACAUUGAUGUGGAAUUUAACUCCAUUGGAGGCCUGGAGAGAAUCAAGCAAGCUUUAAUUGAAUUGGUCAUACUUCCACUAAAGAGGCCUGAGUUAUUUUCAACUGGGAAGCUUCUUGGUCCCCAGAAAGGAGUUUUGUUGUAUGGACCUCCUGGUACUGGGAAAACAAUGCUAGCAAAAGCUAUUGCAAAGGAGUCUGGUGCUGUUUUCAUUAAUGUCAGAAUUUCAAAUCUGAUGAGCAAAUGGUUUGGCGAUGCUCAAAAGCUAGUGGCUGCUGUGUUUAGCUUGGCUUAUAAGCUCCAGCCUGCUAUUAUAUUCAUCGAUGAAGUCGACAGUUUUCUGGGUCAGCGACGAACUACAGAUCAUGAAGCAAUGACGAACAUGAAGACCGAGUUCAUGGCCUUAUGGGAUGGAUUUACCACAGAUCAGACCGCUCGUGUGAUGGUUCUUGCUGCUACGAAUCGCCCGUCCGAACUCGAUGAAGCUAUACUUCGGCGUCUUCCACAAGCUUUUGAGAUUGGAAUACCUGACCGGAGGGAAAGAGCAGAGAUAUUGAAGGUGAUUUUGAAGGGUGAGCGGGUUGAAAGCAAUAUAGAGUAUGAGUGUGUGGCAAGGUUGUGUGAGGGGUACACGGGUUCGGAUAUUCUUGAACUAUGCAAGAAAGCUGCUUAUUUUCCUGUCAGGGAUCUUCUUGAUGAAGAGAAGAAGAAGGGGAAACAAUCUUCUGAGCCAAGGCCAAUGUCACAGUCAGAUUUGGAAAAGGUUCUUGCUACAUCCACAAAGACAAAGGUUGCUGCAAGCGAAUACACUGGAUUGAGCUCUAACUCAUCAGGGUGGGGGGAAGGACACAGGGAAGCUGGUGAGUAUAAGGAUCAAUCUGCAAUAAGUGAACUCUCCAAGCUUGUCGUUUCCCGAAUCUUGAAUAUCCAAUCCGAUACUCGAGAUUCAUGAAAUCCCUGACAUCAUCAAUAGUUCACCCGACUCGUAUGAACUAGCAUGGAUUUACAAGAAAUGCAUCCUUGAUUCAAAGGGUUUGUCUCAAAUCUAAAAAGUUACUUAAAUCAAACCGUGGCUUAACCCAUUCGAUUGUUUGUAUGGAACUGGUUCAUUCUCGAAUUUGAUUGAGUUAAAAGUAUAGUAUGAAAUGGAAGUUUGUGAAUCUAAGGUUAUCUGGUUGUUUGAUUCUUGA
Cucurbita pepo subsp. pepo (vegetable marrow) is the source of this 1570-nucleotide messenger RNA. RefSeq lists its product as uncharacterized. The record is from RefSeq and is a predicted model, not a curated record. Lineage: Eukaryota; Viridiplantae; Streptophyta; Magnoliopsida; Cucurbitales; Cucurbitaceae. Gene Ontology annotation, cellular component: mitochondrial outer membrane. Gene Ontology annotation, molecular function: ATP hydrolysis activity; ATP binding.